This is a messenger RNA of Monodelphis domestica (gray short-tailed opossum), 1971 nucleotides long. The record is from RefSeq and is a predicted model, not a curated record. Lineage: Eukaryota; Metazoa; Chordata; Mammalia; Didelphimorphia; Didelphidae.
AUGACAGAAGAUCUGCCUUCUCACAGACAUAGCAUCAGAAAAGAUCUGCCUACUCACAGAAAUGACAUCACAGAAGAUUUGCGUUCUCACAAAAAUGACAUCACAGAAGAUCUGCCUUCUCACAAACAUGGCAUCAGAGAAGAUCUGCCUUUUCACAGAAAUGACAUCACAGAAGAUCUACCUUCUCACAGACAUGGCAUCAGAAAAGAUCUGCCUUCUCACAGAAAUGACAUCACAGAAGAUUUGCCUUCUCACAAAAAUGACAUCACAGAAGUUCUGCCUUCUCACAGACAUGGCAUCACAGAAGAUCUACCUUCUCACAGAAACAUCAGAGAAGGUCUGCCUUCUCACAGACAUGACAUCACAGAAGAUCUGCCUUCUCACAGACAUAGCAUCAGAAAUGAUCUGCCUACUCGCAAACAUGGCAUCACAGAAGAUCUGCCUUUUCACAGAAAUGACAUCACAGAAGGUCUGCUUUCUCACAGACAUGGCAUCAGAAAAGAUCUGCCUUCUCAUAGAAAUGACAUCACAGAAGAUCUGCCUUCUCACAGAAACAUCAGAGAUCUGCCUUCUCACAGAAAUGACAUCACAGAAGAUUUGCGUUCUCACAAAAAUGACAUCACAGAAGAUCUGCCUUCUCACAAACAUGGCAUCAGAGAAGAUCUGCCUUUUCACAGAAAUGACAUCACAGAAGAUCUACCUUCUCACAGACAUGGCAUCAGAAAAGAUCUGCCUUCUCACAGAAAUGACAUCACAGAAGAUUUGCCUUCUCACAAAAAUGACAUCACAGAAGAUCUGCCUUCUCACAGACAUGGCAUCACAGAAGAUCUGCCUUCUCACAGAAAUGACGUCACAGAAGAUUUGCCUUCUCACAAAAAUGACAUCACAGAAGAUCUGCCUUCUCACAGAAAUGACAUUACAGAAGAUCUGCCUUCUCACAGAAAUGACAUCACAGAAGUUCUGCCUUCUCACAGACAUGGCAUCCCAGAAGAUCUGCCUUCUCACAGAAACAUCAGAGAAGGUCUGCCUUCUCACAUACAUGACAUCACAGAAGAUCUGCCUUCUCACAGAAAUGACAUCACAGAAGAUUUGCGUUCUCACAAAAAUGACAUCACAGAAGAUCUGCCUUCUCACAAACAUGGCAUCAGAGAAGAUCUGCCUUUUCACAGAAAUGACAUCACAGAAGUUCUGCUUUCUCACAGACAUGGCAUUACAGAAGAUCUGCCUUCUCACAGAAACAUCAGAGAAGAUCUGCCUUCUCACAGACAUGACAUCACAGAAGAUCUGCCUUCUCACAGACAUGGCAUCAGAAAAGAUCUGCCUUCUCACAGAAAUGACAUCACAGAAGAUUUGCCUUCUCACAAAAAUGACAUCACAGAAGAUCUGCCUUCUCACAAACAUGGCAUCAGAGAAGAUCUGCCUUUUCACAGAAAUGACAUCACAGAAGUUCUGCCUUCUCACAGACAUGGCAUCACAGAAGAUCUACCUUCUCACAGAAACAUCAGAGAAGGUCUGCCUUCUCACAGACAUGACAUCACAGAAGAUCUGCCUUCUCACAGACAUAGCAUCAGAAAUGAUCUGCCUACUCGCAAACAUGGCAUCACAGAAGAUCUGCCUUUUCACAGAAAUGACAUCACAGAAGGUCUGCUUUCUCACAGACAUGGCAUCAGAAAAGAUCUGCCUUCUCAUAGAAAUGACAUCACAGAAGAUCUGCCUUCUCACAGAAACAUCAGAGAUCUGCCUUCUCACAGAAAUGACAUCACAGAAGAUUUGCCUUCUCACAAAAAUGACAUCACAGAAGAUCUGCCUUUUCACAGAAAUGACAUCACAGAAGUUCUGCCUUCUCACAGAUAUGGCAUCACAGAAGAUCUGCCUUCUCACAGAAAUGGCAUCACAGAAGAUCUGUCCUCACUCCACCCUGAAGAUCACUGGGUCUUUCCAUGUGCUAUGCAGCUCAAAGUGUCCAUAUAG